AGGCUACACAGCCCGCUGUGAUAGCCGUGUUUUUAUCUCACUCCCAAGUUUAUACUGUGAUAAAUGUUAUUAAUUUUAGUUAGUUAGGUAGAUUAAUAAGUGUAGUGUGACAUAAAGUUAAGGAAUUAUCCAUCCCCCCCCGCGCUGCAAUGCCGUCCCCUCCCCUGCUCCUGCUGGCAUGCUGCCUCCUGCUCGGCUGUUCAGCAGUGUCGUGCUACCGCGUGCUGGCGGUGUUCCCGGUGGCGUCCCGCAGCCACGCCACGCUCGGCCGCGGCGUCGUGGAGGCUCUGCUGGCUGAUGGGCAUGAGGUGACAUUCAUCACGCCAUACCCUGAGAACAAGAAUGUGAAGAACUUGAAGGAAAUUGAUGUCAGUGUUACGCAAAAGGUUAUUAAAGCCAUAAACAUGAUGGACGAAGCCAACCGCCACGGCGGCCCUGACUUCGUGAAGGCGAUGUCCCUCAACGUGUCUCGAGCCAUGAUGGCGACCCCGGCCGUGCAGGGGGAGCUCCGCACCGGCCGCUUCGACGCGGUGGUCACCGAGUGGUUCUUUAACGAGUACUUGGCUGGUUUCGCGGCGACCCUGCAGGUGCCCUGGGUGCUGCUGAACGGCAUGGUGUACCACCCCUACCUCGAGCAGCUGGUGGACGCCCCCCAGUCCCCGGCGAUCCUGCCCAUGAUGGCCAAUGACUACCCGGUGCCAAUGAGUUUCAUUGAGAGAGUGAAGAAUACUUUCAUAGUCGGAAUGAUGCUUGGGACAUACGCUUUCAAAGACAAAUAUGAGUUCGCGGAAGUCUAUGAGGAACUCUUCGCGCCACUAGCGAAAUCUCGCGGCGUGGAGCUGCGGCCGUUCGACGAGGCGUCGGCAGAUGUCGCUGUGGUGCUGUUGAACUCGCACCCGGCGCUCGCGCACGUGCAGUCUGUCCCGCCCAAUGUCAUUGAUGUGGCCGGGUAUCAUUUGGAUGAGAGUCCUAAACCGCUGCCUCAGGACCUCCAAACCCUGCUGGACAAUUCGAAGCAAGGCUUCGUCUACUUCAGCAUGGGAUCAGUGCUGAAGUCCGCCAACUUCCCCGCUCAUACGCGUCAGGCGCUACUCAAGGUAUUCGAGAAGCUGCCCUACACGGUGCUGUGGAAGUUUGAGGAGGCGAUGGACGGGCUGCCCAAGAAUGUCCACGUCAGGGCCUGGAUGCCGCAGCAGAGCAUCUUGGCACACCCCAACAUAAAGCUCUUCAUCACCCACGGAGGCAUGCUGAGCUCGGUGGAGGCGAUCCACUACGGGGUGCCCCUACUAGCCAUCCCCAUGUUCGGGGACCAGCCCAGCAACGCGCAGCGAGCGGCGCGCCGGGGCUACGCCAUCAGUGUGCCGUUCUCGCCUGAUAUGACGCCGCAGGUUGAAGACGCGUUGGGGAAGCUGCUGAGUGAUGAUACUUACUACAAGACGGCGAAGACCCUAUCAGCCGUGUUCCGCGCGCGUCCCACCACGCCGCGGAAACUCAUCGCGCACUACGUCAGACUCGCUAUUGAGAGCAAAGGCGCCCACCAUCUUCGGACGAAGACCCACCUCUACCCGUGGUACCAACGACUGCUGCUGGAUCAACUGCUAGUGCUUCUGCUAAUCAUCCUGUUUGUUAUUAGAAUGAUAGAGAAAUUGUUUAUAAAGCUGUUUUUGAGUGCCGCAAGCAAAAAAGACGCGGGAAAGAAGAAAGUGAAGAAGAAUUGAAUUUGUAUCUAAGUCCUUAGUAUUAACUAAUGGCAAUAAGGGAAAAUGAAGAGAUCGUAUUAUAAGAUUUAUAAGUUUACACUAUGAACAAAACGCCUAGUUGUAUUGUUUAGUAUUUUUUUACUGAAGGUGCUGAAAUUAAAUUACACUUAAACCAAAAA
Molecule: messenger RNA, 1879 nt
Organism: Plutella xylostella (diamondback moth)
Lineage: Eukaryota; Metazoa; Arthropoda; Insecta; Lepidoptera; Plutellidae
Source: RefSeq, a predicted model, not a curated record